AUGAGUCCAAAGAAAUGGUUUAAGAGGAUUGUUAAAUUGAAGAAACGGAAGGAAGAUAAAUCGGAACAAGCUAAGGUGCAAUUCGCCCCUGAAAACUUAGAUGAGUCCUCCGAAGAAAAGCAAGACGAAACUCUUGAAGAGUCAAAUAGCAUUCCUAAUGAAAAUUUGGUGGUGCUAGAAAAGACAGUUCCCAGCAGGUUGAUGGAAGAUAUUGCUGCUACUCGGAUUCAAAAUGCAUUUCGUGCAUUUCUGGCAAGAAGAACAUUGCACCAGCUAAGAGAUACUGCACUAAAGUAUAUUGCACCAUCGAAGGUAGAAUUGAAACUUGAGGCUGCCAAAGAACAGGCAGUGACUGCACUAACCUAUAUACAUACUUGGAGCAGAAUACAGGAACAGAUUAAAGCUCGAAGACUCUAUAUGCUAACAGAAGCAAGGAUUAAACAAAAGAAAUUAGAAAACCAGCUAAAACUUGCAGCUAAGAUUCAUCAGCUUCAGGUGGGAUGGUGUGGAGGUUCUGACACAAUGGAAGAGAUACUUUUGAGGAUACAUCAGAGAGAAGAAGCAGCAGUCAAACGAGAGCGAGCUAUGGCAUAUGCCUUCUCUCAUCAGUGGAGGCCCAAUUGCAGGCAGUAUUUGGGCCAGGCUAUCUACAGCGUUGGCAAAGAAAGCUGGGGUUGGAGCUGGAAGGAGAGAUGGGUAGCAGCUCGUCCAUGGCAAAUCCGGGUUCGUUUUCCUGACCCCAUCACAACGAAAACCACUGACAGCAAAGUCCCAUUGUCUAAUUCUGAGUUGUCAAAUACAAAGGAAACUCCGAAAGGGAAAGAAAACAACAUUCCAGAUCUGUCUAACAACAAUCUAGCCAAAUAACCCACGCUGUCUCUUCUGUCAUCUCUGCUCAUUAAUCAAUUUCAUCACCUCCCAUUUCUAAACUACCCUUAUCACUGUAUUUUUUUCUUUUUUUCCUUCAUUUCACCCUUUUUCAUAUUACGUU
Messenger RNA from Vigna umbellata (rice bean), 991 nucleotides. Its product is annotated as protein IQ-DOMAIN 10-like. NCBI's taxonomy places the organism in Eukaryota, Viridiplantae, Streptophyta, Magnoliopsida, Fabales, Fabaceae. The record is from RefSeq and is a predicted model, not a curated record.